CCAACGUCUCAUCACUCAGAAAACCAGAGCAUCUGAGAGACAAACAGGCAGAACAUGGAGGGGGUCAGUGAGGAUGACCUCUGCUGGCUGCAGCUCGAUGACUUCAGGAUGCUGCUGAUUAAAACCAUCGACCCGUCCAUCAUCACUCCUUAUCUUCGUCAGUGUCAGGUGAUCAGUGCUGAGGAUGAGGAACAACUCUUCAACGACCCGACGCUCAUCCUCAAGAGGAGGAAAGUCGGAGCUCUACUGGACAUCCUGCAGAGGACCGGGGUGAAGGGUUACACUGCCUUCCUGGAGAGCCUGGAGCUAGAUUACCCUAAGCUGUACAGCCGGAUCACCGGAAAGGAACCCAACAAGACCUUCAGCAUCCUGAUUGACACAGCAGGAGAGUCGGGUCUGACCCAGUUCUUGAUGUCGGAGCUCACCCGGCUGCAGAGGGCGCUGCAGGAUGAGAGGAGGCGUCGCCAGCAGGCUUGCUCCGUUGCUAAGGAACAGGAGGUCUGGUCCUGUCAGCAGCAGCUGAAGGACCGCGAGCUGAGGAAGCUGACUGAGCGUGUGCAGAAGAUACGGGAGGAGAGGGAGCAGCUGAACGAGGAGGUGAAGCAGCUCAGAGACCACAACUACAGCCUGAUGGCCGACAUCAACACUCUGAACCAGGAGAAGAGCAACGCCCUGCUGGCCAACAGGGACCUGCAGAUAGAGGUGGAGCGGCUGAAGCACACGGUGCAGCGAGCUGAGAAUCAGACCCGGAUGCUGAGACGACGGACAGUAAGGCCUCUGCAGGAGAGCAGAACCCCGACUCUGCCGACAGACAACUUCUUCCACGAUGACACGCAGGAGGAGCACAAAGAGGAGAAGCAAGAGGAGGUGCAGAAGGAGACAAAGCAGGCAGAGCAGGAGGAGAGCCUAAAGGAGUCGCAGCCACGUCACGGAUGUCGACCUCCUCAGAUGAACCUCCUCUCCGCAGUUUUCAGGCUGAGGAGAGAACUCCACAGAGCAGAGGAGCAGAGAGCCAAGAGCGUGGCGGAGAAGGAGGAGCUGGAGCUGCGCUGUGCUCAGCUGAAAGGAGACUCUAAGAUGUACCGCCAGCAGAAAAAGCAAACCCUGCGACAGCUGGAGGAGGUGAUCCGAGAGAGAGACAAGGCUCUGGAGUCUCAGAGGCAGCAGCAGGAGGAGGCGCGACUGCUCCUGCAGGAGAAGGAUCAGUACAGGGAGAACGUCAGGCAGCUCACUGAGAAAUCUGACAAGCUGGAGCUGCUCCUGCUGAGGUCACAGGGGGAGGAGCUACAGCUGAGGACACGCCUUCGCAAGAUGACCUUCAACUCUCAACAGAUUGACAGGAGCGUGAGCAGCGAGGAAGAGGAGGAGCCUGCAGGCGACGUUGCUAAAGGCAGGAGUGAGGAGGUUCACAGCUGCACGUCUGAAGAGAAGGAGACGAGGUCUCCUCAGCAGGAGCACAGUUCUCCUGCAGGAGCCAGAGAGGCUGAGCACAGGCCCAGCAAUGUUGCAUCAUGGGACGAGCAGACGGACAGCCUUCACACUUCCAUCAGCCGUCCAAACUUUUUCUAUCGCAGGAAGCGAGCCCUUAGGACAAAGCUGAUCAACUCAGAGUACACGGUCGGUAACCUGGACGACAGCAGCGGCAGUGAAAUCACCGAGUCUGACUGAGGAGGUGCCGGGAGCACGUCUGGAUCAACGUUCCGAUUCCAAAGCUGCUCCUCCUGCUUUCAUGUUUCAGAUGAUUAAAUGUUUGUAUUUCCUGAGGGAAACUGAAAUAAAUCCAUUUGGUAACGUU
This is a messenger RNA of Nothobranchius furzeri (turquoise killifish), 1795 nucleotides long. RefSeq names its product caspase recruitment domain family, member 9 (gene card9). Gene Ontology annotation, molecular function: CARD domain binding. The record is from RefSeq and is a predicted model, not a curated record. Gene Ontology annotation, cellular component: cytoplasm. Gene Ontology annotation, biological process: positive regulation of canonical NF-kappaB signal transduction; regulation of apoptotic process. Lineage: Eukaryota; Metazoa; Chordata; Actinopteri; Cyprinodontiformes; Nothobranchiidae.